ACACCAACCAAUCACCGUCACUUUCUGUAAUCUUUCUCCUCCACCCGCGAUUGGCCACCACCGGCUCCCCUUUUCUCUAAUCUACUUCACACACUGCCGGCCACCGCGCCGUUCUCUCACACCUCCGCCCUUCUUUCAUUUUCAUUUCCCCCCAAUAUGGAUUUCUUCAGAUCGGUGUUUUCAGACGAACCAGAUCCCCCUCCUCCGAAGUCCGCAUCCGGCUCCCAAACCCCUCCUGAACAUCAAUCAAACUCAGAUUCCGACUCCGAUUCUCCACCACCAGCACAGCCACAAUCCAACCCUAACCCUACUGCCGACAACGACGCCCGUGGGUGGAGUAGCUUCGGUGGCCUGAUCCGCACGCUCACCACCAAAUCGGAAUCCGUCAUCGAGACCUACCGCCGGGAUCUCAAGGAAUUCAGCACCGGUCUGCGGAAGGAGAUCGAGGUCGCGCAGGGAUCCCUCGAGAACGUCGGACAGGCCUUCGACGAGAUCGGAAACUCUGUGAUUAAGGGCACCGCGCAGAUCAUUUCACAAGGCAAAGAAGCUAUCAUUUCUCUUGACAACGAGUCGGAUUCCUCAGACGUUGACAGGGGAAGCAGCGCCGCCGGCCAGAGCAGCAGCUACGACUCGAGGCGGUACAGCCGCUUGGACGCUCAGGUGAGAGCCAUUCAAGGCGAUGCCAGCACUUUCUGCGACGAGCCGGAGGAUUUGGACGAUUACGGCAAGUGGAGGUCGUCGGAGUUCGACCUUGAGGAGAAUCGGGACGAGAUCGAGAGCCUGCUGGAAGAAAAUGGUACGUUGGAUAAUAUAUAUAGAAAGGUUGUGCCUGGUAGUGUUGAUGAAGAAACGUUCUGGUCUAGGUAUUACUAUAGGAUCUAUAAGCUCAAGCAAGCCGAGGCUCUGAGAGCCAAUCUUGUGAAGCGUGCCAUUUCUGCUGAAGAGGAGGAUUUGAGUUGGGACGUGGAUGAUGAUGAUGAUGAAGAAGAAAGUGAGGAUUGGAAGAGCAAGGUGAGUAAGGGUGAAGAAAUGUCGAAGGGUGUUGUAGAGGAACAUCAAGAGGUGAAGACCAGAGAUUACGCAAUGGAAGUUGGGAAAUUGGAUGCUAUUGAGCCGGUAGAGCAGAACCCUGUCGAGGAUAAGAAAAUGGUUGAUGAGAAGUCCGUGGAAAUUGGGCUAAAUGCGAAGGAGGAAGCUGCUUCUGCUAUUUCGACAGUUGAAGAGCAAAAUGUAGUAAACAACCCAAGUUCUGCCACUGCUAGUGGUGAUGUAGUAUCUAGUGAGAAAGCAGAUGAAGUUAAGGAGGAUGUGAAAUCUGCUGAGAAUUCAGGUUCUGAAGGAAAUGGUGGCAAUGGAGGGUCUUGUAAAGACAGCGAUUACUCGGUAGUGUCGAGCCACCAGACGACAGCAGAGGAGGAAGAUCUUGGGUGGGAUGAGAUUGAAGAUCUAAGCGGCAUUGACGAUGGUAAGAAAGAGGAGAGGAGAGUGAGUCAGGGUGGGAGUAGUGCAACCAAGGAGGAGUUGAGGAAGCGGCUCAGUGUCGCAGAAGAGGAGGAAGAAGAGGAUUUGAGCUGGGAUAUUGAAGAUGAUGAUGAACCAGUUAAAGCUUGAACAGCAUCCAUUUAAGACUGCUUUCGAAACAUUCAUAUCGUUUCUCACGGUCCCAGCAUUUGAACAUCAGAUUCCCAUGUUGAGAGUUAUGGUAGAUGGUGAUACCGGCAAGAGCGGUUUGAAAUGUGCAGGAACGAGGAAUAAAUUUUUUGCAGCAAGUGAUAAAGUCAGAGCCAGAGUAAGGUUUUGUGACAUUGAUAAUGUGAAUAGGGCAUUGUUACAUCCUGUGAAGCGUGGUUAGAACCCGAUGGAUGAUUGAAAGUAAGCGCGAUUGCGACUUUGGACAGCCAUCACAGAAGGUGUUGAACAAUUAGUUGCGAUGAUUGGAGUAAUUUGAUGAACAGUUAGGGUGAUGUUGUGGGUUGAAUGUUGCUUUCGUUGCCACUUUUAUGAAGAGUGUGCAACCAGGGCACUAAUCAGGUUUUACGCCGUGCACUUCGUCCAGCCCUAACUGUCUACGUCUUUAAUCUUUAUAUAUCUUUAUAUAUGGCCAAAACUUGGCCAUUGACCAGGUUGAUCUUUUGCACCUACGU
Linum tenue is the source of this 2144-nucleotide messenger RNA. Lineage: Eukaryota; Viridiplantae; Streptophyta; Magnoliopsida; Malpighiales; Linaceae. The record is from the annotation of a GenBank genome assembly.